AUGACCGGCAUCAAAUUUAAUGAUGGGAAGGAAACACAAGUGCCAUUACAGCUUGAGAAUGCUCUCAUUGAGCCCAAAGAAAGGAGCCAAAAAACCACCCGAGCAACGAUAAAAUUCACUUUAGUGACAUUGACUGUACUUUUCACCAUUGGAUACAUUAUCAUCAUAGACAGGCCACAUCGGUUAGCUUUGCAGCGACUUCCUCAACCAGAGCAAGCUAUGUCUCCAGAAAAUCCUCUCGAAUACACUGAACGCUUCGUGCAAUUUCUAGAGAAAUUUGGCAAAGAUUACAAGGAUAAAAAGGAAUUGCUGCGAAGGUUCAAGCAUUACGAGAAACAUAUGAGAGAUGUAGCUGAAUUGAACAGAAAAAAAGCCCAUGGUGCUGAAUAUGGGGAGAAUGAGUUGAGCGACUGGAGCGAAGAAGAAUUCAAAAAGAUGCUUCUGCCGUUGUCGUUCUACAAGCGGCUUCGCGAGGAAGCAACAUUUAUCAAAAAUGAUCCACCCAGACUCGAACGCGCACAGCCACCACCAGAUUUCUUCGACUGGAGAGCCAAAAAUGUCAUUUCUCCCGUAAAAGCACAAGGCAACUGUGGGUCCUGUUGGGCUUUCGCUGCUACGGCUACAGUAGAAGCCGCUUGGGCUAUCGCUCAUAAGGAAAUGCGAAAUCUUUCGGAGCAAACAUUGUUGGACUGCGAUCUGGCCGAUAAUGCUUGUGAUGGAGGAGACGAGGAUAAAGCAUUUCGCUACAUCCAUCGAAAUGGUCUCGCUUACGCAGCUGACUUGCCUUAUGUAGCUCAUCGACAAAAUUCCUGUAAUGUCAAUGGAAACACUACCAAGAUACAGACUGCCUACUUCCUUCACCCCGAUGAGCAGUCCAUGAUUGACUGGUUGGUAGGUUUCGGACCAGUGAACAUUGGGAUUUCGGUACCACCAGACAUGAAAGCUUACAAAGGAGGAGUAUACACACCUAGCGCUUACGACUGCAAGUAUAGGGUUCUCGGUCUUCACUCUCUCUUAAUCACUGGCUAUGGGACCACAGAAACCGGCGAGAAAUACUGGAUUGUAAAGAACAGUUGGGGAAACACAUGGGGUGUUGAAAAUGGCUACGUCUACUUUGCCCGGGGUAUCAACUCCUGCGGCAUCGAAGACGAACCUAUAGGCGUUUUAGCCUAA
Messenger RNA from Cylicocyclus nassatus, 1173 nucleotides. Lineage: Eukaryota; Metazoa; Nematoda; Chromadorea; Rhabditida; Strongylidae. The record is from the annotation of a GenBank genome assembly.